Messenger RNA from Carya illinoinensis, 366 nucleotides. RefSeq lists its product as uncharacterized. Lineage: Eukaryota; Viridiplantae; Streptophyta; Magnoliopsida; Fagales; Juglandaceae. Bases 1 to 366 code for a protein of 121 amino acids. The transcript has 2 exons. The record is from RefSeq and is a predicted model, not a curated record.
AUGCCAAAAAAGAGUUCUUCGAAGAAAGCUACUCGAGUGCCACAAAAUAAUGCUGUGGAAGAAGAAAAACCCUCUUCAACGAAGAAAAAGGCUCCUAGUGAGAUUGAUCAAAUAUUUGCCGGAAAAAAGAGGAAGAAAUCUGAACCAGAAAAGUCCGAAAAGCCAAAUGAAGAGGCAACCGGAAAUUCUAGGAAGAUAAAGAAAAAGGAUAAGGUUAAAAUGUCUGCUGGUGGUGGGUUUAUGGAUCCACCUUCUCGACCUAGAAAGAAGACAAAUGAUGGACUAGCUAUCUACACAGAGGACGAGUUGAAUAUCAGUAAGGCAGAUGCUGGAGUGAAGCUUGGAAAUUUUCCUGUAGUUUUGUAA